UAAAAUGUCAUGGUUUGUGGGAUAUUCUUUAAAGAAAAUGCAAGUCUUGCUGGUGUGUAUGUUUGUUGCCUCCUUUAUUGGAGUUAACUCACAAAGUGAGCCUCCAAUUGUGCAAACUUCAACUGGACCAGUCCUCGGAUCACCCACUGUCAUCAACCCCAACCUAACGGUGCUCUCCUUCAAAGGAAUACCUUACGCAGAACCACCAGUUGGUAACCUACGUUUCGAGCCUCCAGUGGCGAAAUCUCCGUGGAACGACACACUAAAAGCCACAGACUACGGCAGUUCAUGCAUCCAAGAAGACGGGUCGGGUAACGAGGACUGCCUCUACCUCAACGUCUUCACCCCUAAACUUGAUGGUAACUUGCCCGUCAUGGUUUGGGUUUACGGAGGCGCAUUUAUAAACGGUGACGGCAUAAAUGACCCGUCUUACGUCCUGGAAAAAGACGUGGUGUUCGUGUCGUUCAACUAUCGCAUUGGCAUAUUGGGAUUUGUGAGCACGGAGGACUUGGUGGCGCCCGGAAACGCCGGUCUCAAAGACCAGGUGUUGGCGUUGAAGUGGGUGCAAAGUAACAUCGCCAAAUUCGGAGGUGACCCUCAGAAAAUCACGAUUUGGGGUGAAAGUGCUGGAAGCGCUUCCGUUUCGUAUCUGACACAAUCGAAUCUAACUAGAGGUUUGUUCCAGGGAGCGAUUAUGGAAAGUGGCUCAAGUCUUUGCUCUUGGGGUUUGACCAGGGAUGCAAGGGCAACAGUUUUCGCUCUUGGAAAGAGAUUAAAGAUUGACACAACCAACUCCACAACAUUGAUAAAUGGAUUGAAGCAAAUUGGAGUGCAAGGUCUUCAUAAUUCUUCUUCUGCUAUUUAUUUAUACACUAUUGGUACAAGGAACCCUUUGAGCGGACUUCCAUAUGGACCAGUUAUGGAACCAGACCACGAAGGUGCCUUCUUUUCAAGUAAAAGUCACGAGUUGUUGCAAAAUGGUGGCUUCCACAAGGUUCCAAUGAUUAUAGGUUACAAUUCAGAAGAAGCUGUCUCUGCUUCUGCCAUACCAGAUUUGCUGAAGUUAUUACUGGCAAAAUACGAUUUUCAACCAUCCAACUUAGUACCUGACGACAUGAACAUAAAAUCCGGUUUUGCCAAGUGGUUAGUGGGUAAUAUUAUUAAAUUCCGUUACUUCGGACUCGAUCUUAUUCUGUCCAGCAGCUCAAAACUAGCACAGUUCAUCAGUGACGAUCAGUUUAAUAGACCAAUCACAGAAACAGUCCGCCUUCAAUCAAUGUUAACGCCAGUAUACUUCUAUGUCUUCUCCUACCAAGGCGUCUUGGGUACCACCUCCAACAGGACAAUGCCGGGUGUUGGUCACGCUGAGGAGCUACGAUAUCUGUUCAAAGGCAACGAAACCAACAUUAAUGCAUCAGACCAAAGAACUAUUCAAAGGAUGACCACGAUGUGGACGAAUUUCGCUAAAUUCGGUACGCCUACUCCAGAAAAGGUCUCCCUGUUGGAUAAUGUCAUUUGGAAGCCAGCAAGAUCAUCAAAUAUGUCAUCAGAUCUCACCUACAUGAAUAUUGGAACAAACUUAACACUUGGAGUUAAUCCUAAUGACAGAGCCAUACGUUUUUACCAAUAUUUGUAUAACAUAUUCGGGAAUCCCCCUUAUACCUCAUAUUAGAUUAACAUUUUAUAACAAUAAUUUAUUUCAUUUAAAAUAAAACAACCAUUAAAAGUA
Messenger RNA from Aethina tumida (small hive beetle), 1729 nucleotides. RefSeq names its product juvenile hormone esterase. The coding region runs from base 5 to 1672 and encodes 555 amino acids. NCBI's taxonomy places the organism in Eukaryota, Metazoa, Arthropoda, Insecta, Coleoptera, Nitidulidae. The record is from RefSeq and is a predicted model, not a curated record. The transcript has 9 exons.